AUGAGAGCUGCCGUUGUGCUCGUCGGUCUCGCAGUGUGCGCCGCUGGCUCUGCUUUGCCCACCACCGAGCAGAACACACCCAAUGAUGGUCUCCAAGCUCCCAGCCUUGUUCCCACGAAUCAUGCUGUCGGACCUGUUUUCGGACCAGAUCUCAGAGUGUUCUUUGUUGCAAGCAGGGUGACAGACAAACAGUUCGACCCGAGUUCGCAGAUCUACGCUGCCAGAUUUGAAGCGCAUAUCAAUCAUCGCAAUAAUGCCAUGGACAUCUUCUAUCCCGUCGAAGGCGUCACGGCAAAGUGGGAAUCAUCAAACGUCGCCAAAUCAGACGGUGAUCUGCUUGAGCAUUGCUACACAGUCGCUGGAGGAGGACAGACCCAAAGCCCUAAUCCCGAAGACAACGUCGUAAUCUGCUUCCGCUUCAGGCGCUGGUCCGUCGUGUUCUCUAGUUGGUGGCUCAAAUCGACCAAUGUACACGACAAGAACGACAUUCUCGUGGAGUUCGUCGAGUCCGAUCUCUAUGUUGACGAGGUUAAACUCAAGCAAGACUAUGCCCCGCUAGUUUGA
Molecule: messenger RNA, 564 nt
Organism: Mixia osmundae IAM 14324
Lineage: Eukaryota; Fungi; Basidiomycota; Mixiomycetes; Mixiales; Mixiaceae
Exons: 5
Coding region: 1-564 (187 amino acids)
Source: RefSeq, a predicted model, not a curated record